CGCCGCUGCUGGGUUCCGGUGGGGAGGAGUUGUGUUCGUGUCUACGCAGGCAGCCGCCGCUUAUUAUUGCAUCUUUUACUGAGAAAGAGACGCUGCGAGUUUGAAUCUGACAGUGUCCGAAUAGCAACUCCUCGCCGCUAUAAGCAGCAUUUACCCGGGCGAAAUGGUAGCAAAGCAGAGAAUUCGUAUGGCCAACGAAAAACACAGCAAAAACAUCACGCAGAGGGGAAAUGUGUCGAAGACAACGAGAAACCCUCAGGAUGACAAAGUGUCUGUUGGUCCUUGGUUAUUGGCACUCUUCAUUUUUGUUGUCUGUGGAUCAGCUAUCUUCCAGAUCAUCCAGAGCAUCAGGCUGGGCAUGUAAAGUGGACAGAGCAACCCUAUUUCCUGUGGAUUCCAGCCUCCUCUGUACCGUUCCAGCAGUUAUACUGCACCUGGCUUGAAUCUCCAUUAAUGAAGAAUCGAAAGAAUAUCAUUUCAUCUGUAUCUCUGCUGUAGACUUUCCCCACACAUGCAACAGUCCUUCCAGUGCCUUAAAAUAUACAAUCACAAUGCCAUUGUAAAUGUAACAUUCCAAUCUGGGACCUUGAUUAAAAAAAAAAAAAAAAAAAAAAAAAAAAUUGUAAAUUCAUGUUUGUUUCUUUUGUAAAUGUUCCAUGCUUCAUUUGUGUGGUGUACCUUGUAUGUGUUGAUGUUUUUUUUUUUUUCCAAUCAAAUUGUAAUUUCCUCUAUUUUAAAAGAAGGAUACUGUGUUUAAGAAAUAUGGUGUUUGUUACUGGCUGCUGCAAGACAACAUACCUAACCAUGAUGCUUAGCGCUAAUAACUACAUUACUGUCUUAUACUUAAACUGUAUUGGCUAAGACUGUGCUUGCAGUUGUGGAAAGAAACGAAAAACCUGCAAAAGCAUCAUAGUCAGGCCAGAAAAACAUGACAUUUUGUGUGUGUGGGGGUGUGUGUGUGUGUGUGUGUAUAUAUAUAUAUAUAUAUAU
Molecule: messenger RNA, 990 nt
Organism: Polyodon spathula (Mississippi paddlefish)
Lineage: Eukaryota; Metazoa; Chordata; Actinopteri; Acipenseriformes; Polyodontidae
Product: stress-associated endoplasmic reticulum protein 1-like
Exons: 3
Coding region: 164-364 (66 amino acids)
Biological process (GO): endoplasmic reticulum unfolded protein response
Cellular component (GO): endoplasmic reticulum
Source: RefSeq, a predicted model, not a curated record